UGGGCCGCAUUGAGGCGCGCGCCGGUGCGACGUCAACGCAGACCACUAAGCUGUCCUGACCUGUGUACCGCCGCCCGGCCGCAGCUGAGUCCUCCGAGGGCCCGGGUCGGGCGGUUUGUUGAGUACCUUUGCGGCCGCCAUGGACAACUCCGGGAAGGAAGCGGAGGCGAUGGCGCUGCUGGCCGAGGCGGAGCGCAAAGUGAAGAACUCACAGUCCUUCUUCUCGGGCCUCUUUGGAGGCUCAUCCAAAAUAGAGGAAGCAUGUGAAAUCUACGCCAGAGCGGCGAACAUGUUCAAGAUGGCCAAGAACUGGAGUGCUGCCGGAAACGCCUUCUGCCAGGCAGCCCAGCUGCACCUGCAGCUCCAGAGCAAGCACGACGCGGCCACCUGCUUUGUGGACGCCGGCAACGCGUUCAAGAAAGCCGACCCCCAAGAGGCCAUUAACUGCUUGAUGAGAGCAAUUGAGAUAUACACAGACAUGGGCCGGUUCACCAUCGCGGCCAAGCACCACAUCUCCAUUGCUGAGAUCUACGAGACGGAGCUGGUGGACAUCGAGAAGGCCAUCGCCCACUAUGAGCAGUCUGCAGACUACUACAAAGGCGAGGAGUCCAACAGCUCUGCCAACAAGUGUCUGCUGAAGGUGGCUGGUUACGCGGCGCAGCUGGAGCAGUAUCAGAAGGCCAUUGACAUCUACGAACAGGUGGGGACCAAUGCCAUGGACAGCCCACUGCUCAAGUACAGCGCCAAGGACUACUUCUUCAAGGCGGCUCUCUGCCACUUCUGCAUCGACAUGCUCAACGCCAAGCUCGCUGUCCAGAAGUAUGAGGAGCUAUUCCCUGCGUUCUCCGACUCCCGGGAGUGCAAGCUGAUGAAAAAAUUGUUAGACGCCCACGAGGAACAGAACGUGGACAGCUACACCGAGGCGGUGAAGGAGUACGACGCCAUCUCCCGGCUGGACCAGUGGCUCACCACCAUGCUGCUGCGCAUCAAGAAGACAAUCCAGGGCGACGAGGAGGACCUGCGCUAGGCCCGCCUGGCCCCCUGGCACCCAUCUCCCUGCCCCGUCCGCUCUCCCCCAGCCUGGCCCUCCAGUGAGGAUCGCGAAGAGCCCAGAGAGGUGGGACCCGAGACGUUGGCUGCGAGACCUUCCCUACUCCCCGCCAAGGAGUCUCGCAAGCCACGGCACAGGCUCCGCACUGCUUCGGGGGCCCCUGAGGCUAGGCCCGCUGGCCAGACGGUCAUACUCUGUUCCCGCCGCAUCCCUUGCCCCCUGCCCCUUUAUUUAAGCCCCCGGAGGUACCCUUCUCCCCCCCGACACGCAGAGUCAUUGAUGCAGACCUAUUUGCUGUGGGUGCUGCCAGGGGUCAGGGUCAGCAUCUGGCCCCCCAUCUCCCAACCAGCUGAGUCGUGAGGUUGGUGUCUGUCUCUCUACCUUUGUCCCCCAGCCGAGCUCUGAGCCCACGUAGCCACCGUGAUUUGCUGUCACUGCUGGGGGUGGGUUCCUCCCCCAGCCAGCACGGGAGCCUCCCAGCCUCCUGCAGCCCUCACCUCUCAGGGUAGUCCCAGGCCCUGGAGCUCCGAGGGUCAUCCCCAUGCCCACCCCUCCAUCUCCACCCUGCGCUUCGAGGUGUUGUUGGUGGGAAGCUGCAGCUGCCUGAGGAAGGAAAUAAAAGACAACACUUG
Molecule: messenger RNA, 1683 nt
Organism: Globicephala melas (long-finned pilot whale)
Lineage: Eukaryota; Metazoa; Chordata; Mammalia; Artiodactyla; Delphinidae
Gene: NAPA
Product: NSF attachment protein alpha
Biological process (GO): regulation of synaptic vesicle priming; synaptic transmission, glutamatergic; SNARE complex disassembly
Cellular component (GO): terminal bouton; synaptobrevin 2-SNAP-25-syntaxin-1a complex; vacuolar membrane
Molecular function (GO): syntaxin binding; soluble NSF attachment protein activity
Source: RefSeq, a predicted model, not a curated record